AUGUCUGAUAUCCUGAACGAACUUAGAGCGUUCCGCAACGAAACCUCUGAGAACUUUGUAACUCUGAGAAACGAAAUUGAGCCUGGCCAGCCAGGAGCGUUCACAGUGAGUGACAUCAGAGCUGACUGUGUGACUCUGUCCUGGGAGCCCCCUGCUGGUGAAGUGCAGAACUACUCAGUGACCUGUUCCAGUGGAGAAGAUGUGGUACAAGAAGUCCAAACUGAGGAAACCAGUGUGACCAUCAGAGACCUGAGGCCGGGACAGCAGUACCUGUUCUCUGUGUGUGCACAGCUCCAGAGGCUCCAGAGUGAGGCUGCAGAGACCUCCACUCACACAAAGCCUGGCCAGCCAGGAGCGUUCACAGUCAGUGAUAUCAGAGCUGACUGUGUGACUCUGUCCUGGGAGCCCCCUGCUGGUGAAGUGCAGAACUAUUCAGUGACCUGUUCCAGCGGAGAAGAUGUGGUACAAGAAGUCCAAACUGAGGAAACCAGUGUGACCAUCAGAGACCUGAGGCCGGGACAGCAGUACCUGUUCUCUGUGUGUGCACAGCUCCAGAGGCUCCAGAGUGAGGCUGCAGAGACCUCCACUCACACAAAUUUCAAAGACUUGUUUCAUGAACGAGACCAGUGUCAGAAGAAAGCAGCAGAGUUCACUGAGCGAUGCCUGAAAGCUGCGGUAGAAGACUCCGUUAACCGCUCUUUGGGUCUUGAUAUCGUUGAUAAAAUGCUGACGUGUGAAGAGUUCAGCACACGUGUAGUUUUCCAACACGCUCUCCUGUUGGACCUGCUGGAACAGGACAACUUUCAGCAGUACCUUAGAUACACCAGAAACUACGAGAACUAUGUGAAAGAUUGGAUUCUCACAAAGAUCGACUCACAUUCAUCAGAGAUAUCAGAGUUUGAGAAAAAACACAUUCAGUCUUGUGUCCACAGAAUAACUGAAGCAGUGAACAAAGCUAAAGAUGGAACCAGUGAAAACAUGAAAUUAUAUGUUAAAGACAUCUGCAAAGAGCUGAACGACAGAUUAGUCAUUUCGAAAGAAGCUCUGGAUACUUUCAUGGUCCUGAACAAUGCAGACACAGAAGCAUUUUCCCUUUGCCUGAUUGUAAGUGUUGAUGAGAUGGGACAGUCCCUUUCAAACAAAGUAAGCAUGGACAUCAAAACGAAACUUGAAAACCUUCAUGUGAAACCCCAGAAUGAAGUCUUCACCAGAGUGAUUGGCUGUGGUGAACUGUGCCCCUUCUGUAAAGCUCCAUGUGACGCAGGUGGAGGUGGCCACACUGAGCACUGGGCCUCACUGCAUCGGCCUCAAGCUUUUGCCCUGCGGCCACGCAAGUACGCGCCUCCAGCAACGACUGUGCCGUCCGCCCCGAGGCCUCCCGCUUCCACGCAAGCCUCCUUUCUGGUUGGAAUCUACGAACUGUUCAUCACCAGCCUCUUUCCUUGGCUCGCGUGCACCAGCAGCUGGACCAAACUAGCAGGCUUCAUAACUCCCGCCUGCCCGGACAAAGAAACCACCCCUGCGGCCACGCAAGUACGCGCCUCCAGCAACGACUGUGCCGUCCGCCCCGAGGCCUCCCGCUUCCACGCAAGCCUCCUUUCUGGUUGGAAUCUACGAACUGUUCAUCACCAGCCUCUUUCCUUGGCUCGCGUGCACCAGCAGCUGGACCAAACUAGCAGGCUUCAUAACUCCCGCCUGCCCGGACAAAGAAACCACGUGGGCUGUUUCCCAACCCAAAGCCCUUCUCCAUCCUCUACGCUCCUCCAAACUCCAGUGCAGCUCAGAGACGGAGAUGAUUCACCGGAGUUUCAUGAAGCUGCAGAGACACUUCUACAGCAGGACUGUACGGACACUAACUAUGAGAUCCCUAAACCAAAGGUGACAGUGCUCUGCGUUGGUCCUGAUGCAGUUUCCUUCACUGUGGAGCCACAUCCGUCUCCUCAAACAUUCGACCUGGUGAUCAAGUACAGUGCUGCAGAACAGAGGGGCACAGUGGUCCACAGAGACUCCCCUUCUGUGGACAUCACAGGGCUGUGUCCUGGGACAGACUACACCUUCACCAUCACACGGAGGAUACAGAGCUCACAGACCUGUGUUCAUGUCAUCACAGAAGAAGACCCUUCACGCCAGCAACUGCAGCACCUUCCCAAACUGUGUGCACAGCUUCUGAUUGAUGGUUUUCCUCUGGAGCUGGUGGAUGGAGAUGCCUCCAACAUCCCUCUCAGAUGGGUGAGUGAUGUUCUGACCCAGCUCCAUGACCUGGUGUCUCCUAACAACAAGAUUCUGGUGGUCACAGUCCUCGGAGUCCAGAGCACAGGGAAGUCCACUCUCCUCAACACCAUGUUUGGAGUGCAGUUUGCAGUGAGCAGUGGCCGAUGCACGAGAGGCGCCUUUAUGUUACUCAUCAGAGUCAGUGAAGAUAUGAAAGCUUCUCUGAACUGCGACUUCUUAGUGAUCAUCGACACCGAGGGCCUCAAGUCUCCAGAACUCUAG
Molecule: messenger RNA, 2493 nt
Organism: Knipowitschia caucasica
Lineage: Eukaryota; Metazoa; Chordata; Actinopteri; Gobiiformes; Gobiidae
Source: the annotation of a GenBank genome assembly